Lytechinus variegatus (green sea urchin) is the source of this 3328-nucleotide messenger RNA. Its product is annotated as betaine--homocysteine S-methyltransferase 1-like. The record is from RefSeq and is a predicted model, not a curated record. The coding region runs from base 122 to 1348 and encodes 408 amino acids. Gene Ontology annotation, molecular function: betaine-homocysteine S-methyltransferase activity; zinc ion binding. The transcript is spliced from 8 exons. Lineage: Eukaryota; Metazoa; Echinodermata; Echinoidea; Temnopleuroida; Toxopneustidae.
AUUUCUUCUGUGAUCUGUCUCUUUGUGUAUGUUGAGUUGAUGUGGAAAGGAUCGUUCAUCUCACUGAAUCACGCAAGGAAUCAUUUCGUUUGGUAUCGUUUGCGGUCUUAAUAGAAUCAAGAUGUCAGAAGCCAAGAAAUCAAAGACAGACAAGAAGGGCUUUAUGGAGCGUCUAGAUGCCGGUGAGAUAGUGAUCGGUGAUGGAGGUUACGUGUUUGCUCUAGAGAAACGAGGUUACGUCAAGGCUGGACCAUGGACUCCAGAAGCAACCGUAGAACACCCAGAGGCUGUUCGACAGCUUUCCAAGGAAUUCCUCCGUGCUGGAGCAGACGUCAUCCAAGCUUUCACAUUUUACGCCAGUGAUGAUAAACUAGAGAACCGGGCGAACAAGUCGCUUGAGAAAUAUACUGGUGCUAUGAUUAACCAGAGAGCAUGUGAUAUCGCAAAAGAAGUAGCUGAAAUUGGCAAUGGUAAUGGACCUGGUCUGUUUGCCGGUGGUGUCUGCCAAACACCUGGAUACCUCUCAGGUGCUAACAAGGAAUCUGUCCAAGCUAUCUUUAGGAAGCAGGUUAAAGUUUUUGAGGAGAACAAAGUGGACUUCCUUCUCGCCGAGUACUUUGAGCAUGUUGAAGAGGCUGUUUGGGCAGUUGAAGAACUGAAGAAGACUGGUAUUCCUGUAGCAUGUUCAUUGUGUAUUGGACCAGAGGGUGAUAUGCAUGGUGUAUCUGCUGGCGACUGUGCCGUUAAGAUGGCAGAAGCUGGUGCUGAUGUUAUCGGUAUAAACUGUCACUUCGACCCUUGGAUAUGUCUGAAAGGCGUCGCUCUGAUGAAGGAAGGUCUUGAGAAAGCAGGACUCAAGAGACAUCUCAUGAUCCAACCUCUUGCGUUUGCCACACCAGACUGUGGCAAGCAAGGAUUUAUUGAUCUCCCAGAGUUUCCUUUUGGUUUGGAGCCCCGUAUCCUGACACGUUGGGAGUGCCAUCGUUAUGCCCGUGAAGCCUACGACCUGGGUAUCCGUUACAUCGGUGGUUGCUGUGGAUUUGAGCCUUACCACAUCCGAGCUGUCUGUGAAGAGUUGAACAAGGAGAGAGGUUUCUACCCUGAGGGAACUGAAAAGCAUGCCCUCUGGGGUGAUGGUCUUCGUCAACACACAAAGCCGUGGGUUAGGGCCCGGGCUCGGCGUGAUUAUUGGGAGAACCUAAAACCCUCUAGCGGUCGACCAGAUUGUGCUUCAAUGUCUAAACCGGAUGCUUGGGGUGUAACCCGAGGUGAUGAAAACCUUGUUCAACAUGUCGAAGAGACCGACGACACAGAACUGAAGAAGCUUUACCAACAAGCAGCGAAAUAACUGUUUCAGAACAGUAUCAAUGACAUCUCAGUGAAUAGUUCAAAACAUGUACAAAUGUUAUAUACAUUUUCAACCUCAGAAUUAUGUGCCUUCGGAUCUGACUUCUUGUCAGACUACAGUAUAAAUUGGUUUUGUGAAGUCUGCCUCCACCAGUACAUUAUUUUUUUACUUCUUGAUACUGCCAUGAAUGUAAGAGAAAGUAAAAUUGUACCCAAGGAUACUUGACUUCAUCUUUUGUUGGUUAUGAAAAUAAUGUUGCUUGUACAGUUAUGGAACCUCUCAAAAGAAAGUUGGAAACAUACAGGGUUCCCGGCCAAUCAAGGAAAAAUCAGGGAAUUUGAUUUUUAAAACAUGCCUCAAAUGAGGGAAAAAUCAAGGAAUUUUGAUCGGCCCAAAAAGUCGAAAGCAUGGUAGUAAGUCAGACGCCGUUAUAUUUUGUUGCAUAUCAAAACAACAUCCAUUGAAUGACAUCCAUUUUUUUGGUGGUUUUUUUUUAGUGUAGCCUCUUUGACUGCAGUACAAGUACUGGUAGCUGUAGCCCAUGACCUAACUAGCGCCUCUAACUGAUGAUUAUGUACACUAAAAGGCCAGAAGGGAGUAGUGCCCCUUGCCUUUUUACACUGAAAAUACAUGAGAUUCACUGCAACAAUUUAGAAAACAUGCAAAACUUGGAAUGGGUCUAAAUAGUAAGGGAAUUUUAAAACUUCAUCAGGGAAAAAUCAGGGAAUUUUGGGCCGAUUGCACGAAAGGGUCUUUGCAAGAAUUGUCUUUCAUGUCGCCCAUUUAUUAUGAUGCGCCAUUUGAAACGCAUUUUAAAUAAAUUACCUGCAAACUAUUUUUAUUCAUCUGUUAAAGUAAACAAAAUCUUUUUUUAUAGAAUGAUGCGAUAUAUCAUAAAAUUAUAUACCAAGGGAUUUAAAUGCUAGCUAACAAAUUUUAUUUGUUUAUCGUACAUUUCUGAAAUAUCCCGCUUAUAACGCAUCAUUAGAGAUGGUCGACAUGAAAGACGGUCGUUGGAAAGACCCUUUCGUGCGAUCGGCGCCUGUUUUCUUGAAAAGCUGGGAACCCUGUCAUAAUUUUUUAUUGUUCCUAAAAAAAACAAUGUGUAUAGUUUUCCAUUAUUCUCUGUAUAGUUUGUGAAUGUAAUAUAAACGCCUGGGGAAAAUCUUUUUUUCUUCAAAAUAUGAUGAGCUUUUAUUUGUACCACAGAAAAGAAAUACUUUGCAACUGAGACUUAUGCUUUCAGCAUUUCUUAUUUCUUUAUUGUAUAUUUAAGUAUCACUACAUGUGCUAGACCACAUGCGUGGAAGAACUAUCCAUCCAUCCAUCGUCUAUAAAACAUCCCAUCCAUUUGGACAUACAGUACACCAAAGAAAAAGAAUUAUCUAUUUUAUAUAUUUUUUGUUCAGUUCAUCAUUUCACUUUACACUCUCGCUCUAAUUGUAAUUUGGAAGUCAUCCUCCAAAUGAAAUUAUGCAUAAAUUUGCUAUUCAGUAUUAACAAUUGUUUGAAAACAAUCAACGUCGAUUACUCUCUUUGUGUUUGUGACUUGUAGUAAUCAAUUUAAAUUACUAAACUUUGUUGUAUAAAUUGUAUGUGAUAGAGAUAAUGAAGGAAAUACGACAAUUUGUUAAAAUUUAAUGUUUCCUUGGUGCACUAUUAAUCCUGCUUAUAAUGUAUGCUACAUGAAACCAACUCAAGGAUGAGGAAUUAUUCAGCUUUGCUUGGCAAACAAUUUAUUAGAAAAGAAUAAAAAAUUAUUAGAAAGAAGCUCUAUGAUUGUUCAUUGAAAUUCAAUGUUUUGUUUAUGUAGUAGGGGGUUAAUUGUGAAUAUUUUUUGUAUCGGGCAUUCAAGUUGAUUUGCAGGUGAAUUAUAUGUCCUUCCAUUGGAAUUGUCAAAGCUUUAAAAACAUACUUUAUGGUGUAAAAUCAACAUAUUGAACAAUUGUCUAAAGAGAAUUAAAAAGUAUUGAUAUUAUA